GUCUUGGGGGCCUCUUACAGGCUGGCGCCCGGCAGCAGAUGUGGCCCACACCAAGUGACUGACAAUCGGAGUUGCGCAGACAACCGGCAUGGCAGCUGGUCGGCCAGCUUUCAAGAAGCGGACAAACUAAAUCAGCCUGUCCAAUCGCCAGGCGGUCUGCCCUGCGCAACAGGUCGGCCGCGAAGCUACAUAUAUCCAAACAAGUAUUCCGAAUCCCUUCACUGCGACUAUUUGCGUACCUCUCGGCCGCAUGAGUCUGCCAUUGAGUUAGAUUAG
Messenger RNA from Protopolystoma xenopodis, 276 nucleotides. NCBI's taxonomy places the organism in Eukaryota, Metazoa, Platyhelminthes, Monogenea, Polystomatidea, Polystomatidae. The record is from the annotation of a GenBank genome assembly.